UCCCGGCGCGCAGUGCGCAGGCGCGCGCGGAGGCCGCGCGGGGGGGAGGGCGUGAGAUGAGCGUGUUGCUGCCCAACAUGGCGGACUUCGACACCAUCUACGAGCUGGAGGAGGAGGAAGAGGAGGAGGAGGAGGAGUCCGAGCCGGUGGUGAGGAGCCAGGAGCUGCCGCGGCCCCGCGACGCGCCCGACCCCGUGGCGGUGCGGGGCGCCGGACAUAUCACCCAGUUUGGCUUGAGCAACAAGUUUGACACAGAAUUUCCUUCUAUUCUGACAGGGAAGGUUGCCCCAGAAGAAUUCAAGACCAGCAUCAGUCGUGUGAACUCAUGUUUAAGAAAGAACCUUCCUAUUAAUGUAAAAUGGCUACUCUGUGGCUGUCUGUGCUGCUGCUGCACACUGGGCUGUAGCCUGUGGCCUGUAGUUUGUCUUAACAAAAGAACUAGAAGAUCAAUUCAGAAGUUGUUAGAAUGGGAAAAUAACAGACUAUAUCAUAAGCUUGGUUUGCACUGGAAGCUGAGUAAAAGGAAAUGCGAAACUAGCAAUAUGAUGGAAUAUGUAAUAUUGAUAGAAUUCUUACCAAAAUAUCCCAUAUUUCGACCUGACUGAGGAACAGCGUUUGGUCUUUCAUGUUACCUGUCAUUUUCUACCCUUAGUGCCUUGUAGAUGAUUUUGGAAAGAAGAUGGUCUACUUUGCUGUGAUUUAAAAUGUUCUUCAGUAGAAUAUCUUCCUUGCUAUGUUACUUUCUUUUGUUUAAGAAGAGAACAAUUUGCACAUUUUUUUUAUGUUAAAUGAAGCUUCUAUGUUGCACUCUGAAUUUUAACAUUAACAAUAACUGAUAUAGUUGCCACUAGGGACCUAACAUCAGUGCUGCUUAAACUUGUUCUGAGCAUGCUGCCUUAUUAAUUUCUAUAUUUGCUGUCCUUAAACAUAUAUCCUAAUGCCAUUUCAUACUGUAUUUCAUUCUAAAUGUCGCAUUCCUGUAAAUCCUCAGUAGAAACAUCCAGGUAAGCUUCUAAUAGUAAUGAUUUUAGUAUAACUUGCUUGCAUAGGACUUGCAGUUGACAGCACUGGUUUUGUCCUGCACUUUGCAAUAUCAUCAUUUACAUUAAGGGGGUAAUUAUUUUGCCCGCUAUGGAUUUGUAAAUAUUGACCCUUUGCAUAAGGUAAAGUGUGGUAUGCCAAGGUUUACAGAAUGUAAUAUAGCUCGUGUUAUUCCAUUGCCAAUAAUUCUACAUAGUUUUAUUCAUUACAUUUGUUAGCAUCCCUCUGAUUGUAUAGACCCAUUCACAUGCUGGUUUUAUGGUAAAGCCAUAAUGAGUUUGUACAUGCAAUCAGAUGUGUAGGGCUCAGUUGCACUUUUUUUAGUAAAUGAACAGAAGUUGCAUAACAUUUCUGUUUUUUUUUCUUCUUUUAAUUUCAGGUAUCAUUUAUAGUACCUGAAAUAAGAACCUUAAAUACUGUUCAUCUUUGAAAAAAUCACAUUUGUGAUGUAGACAGCAGCUGCUAUUAUCAAAAUAUCCCAAAACUUCUUUUUAAACUAUGCUUGUAUGAAUGUUAGUAUGGAUUUUUUUUAAGGACAAAUGUUCCAUAAUUGGAUUACCUUCAUUAUUAAGGGAGAAAUGGACCUAAGUAGUAGUGAAUCCUUUCUAGUGUAGAUAAAUUUUACGUAAAUCAGAGUAGCAUUCCAGAAUGUGCUGAUGGGAGGAAGUUGGAUGAAUCAGUUGGAUGUAUUCAUGCAUGUUUUGGUGAGUGGCAUUCAAGCACUGUCUGCAUAGCCAGAAAUGGCUUGGAAUUCACAAGUAGUUUUGGACUUUUCGAUGUUUGCCUUAUCUUGGAAAGGGAAAUAAUUGUAGAAAGAUUUUUCUGAACAUCUGACAUAAGCAGUUGGUAAUAGUAAGUGAUAAAAAAUAAUGCAAGAUCCCUUCCUUUUCUAAUUAGAAAUAAGAAGCAAAAGAAAACAACACCUGACUUUGUGUCUAUAAGUUGUGAUGAAUAUCAUUGUAAAUGUCCAGGAGUUUCUUUGCAGCAACCAAACUCUUUGACACCAGCUGAUUUUUUUUUUUCAGUUUUAUGCUGAUUUAGGAUUUCCCCUGCGUGUGCUUACACGUUUUUAGUAUGCAAUAUUGUAUUAAAACAAAGUGUUUGUAAAUGUCUAGCCUUCCAAUAGCUGUGCAAACCAAGAUUUCUAGUGCAAGUGUUUAGGGAAGACCAGUUUUAUUCAAGCUGUUCUGAAUUACUCUACAAUUAUAGAGUGAGAACAAGACAGCUGAGGAAUGUCAGACUCCAGAGCUUGCACUAGUUUCUAAUCCAACUGAUGUUUCAGACUCUGAAAUCUGUAUGCUUAGUGCAAAAGAUUUAUUCCACACUAGUAGAGUAACAGCUAGUGUUCAGUUGCAUUCAAAACAUAAUUGGAAAAAAAAAAAUUUAGAUUUAAUGCUAGCUACAGCCUGCAACUCAGACUUCCAUCAGAACCAUCUAGACUAUUUCAUCCACUCUUUUUUAUCUUUUGGGAAGAUUGUUAACCAACUGGAAGCAGAAAAGAUGCUUUAUAGUAGAAAAAGCACAGUGUA
Molecule: messenger RNA, 2570 nt
Organism: Nothoprocta perdicaria
Lineage: Eukaryota; Metazoa; Chordata; Aves; Tinamiformes; Tinamidae
Gene: CHIC1
Product: cysteine rich hydrophobic domain 1
Exons: 7
Coding region: 57-605 (182 amino acids)
Source: RefSeq, a predicted model, not a curated record